This is a messenger RNA of Vigna unguiculata (cowpea), 762 nucleotides long. RefSeq names its product dehydration-responsive element-binding protein 1F-like. Gene Ontology annotation, biological process: regulation of DNA-templated transcription. Lineage: Eukaryota; Viridiplantae; Streptophyta; Magnoliopsida; Fabales; Fabaceae. Gene Ontology annotation, molecular function: DNA-binding transcription factor activity; DNA binding. The record is from RefSeq and is a predicted model, not a curated record.
AUGAAUUUUCAGAUCGAAUACCCUUUUUCAUUUCAAUCUUCUUCCACCGUUUUCCAAUCAUCAUCACCAUGCACACCACCCAAUAAUAAUAAUAAUAAUAACCCUAACCUACUCUCACAUCCUUUAGUUCAUGCACAAUUUGUAGUUUCGCCCAAAAGGAAAGGUGGGAGAAAGAAGUUCAAGGAAACUCGCCACCCGAUUUAUAGGGGUGUCCGGCAAAGGAAGGGCAAGUGGGUUUGUGAGCUCAGGGAACCCAAGAAGACCACAAGGAUUUGGUUAGGGACAUACCCUACACCUGAAAUGGCAGCUAGGGCACAUGAUGUGGGUGCCCUAGCAAUUAGGGGCACUUCAGCGAUUCUAAACUUUCCAAACUCAGCUUCUCUUCUUCCAAUCCUUAACUCAUCUUCACCUAAAGAUAUUCGAGCAGCUGCAGCAGAAGCUGCUGAGAGUUUCCGACCAAUCGCGCUUUCUUCCUUGUCCAAUCCUCGUAACAACAAAACUGGUCGCAAAACAAAGUGCAAGAGAGUUAGUAAAAAGGUUUCACCAAUGGAGGAAACCACACAGGAAACAGUGUUGGACUCUGGCAUGGAGAAAAACAACUGUGAUUUGUCUUCAACCGUGUUCUUCGAUGAAGAGGCAUUGUUCAACAUGCCUGGUCUGUUGGAUAGAAUGGCAGAGAGUUUAUGUCUUCUUCCAUUACCUUCGGUGGAUUAUUGGGAUGAUCAUGCUUAUUUCACAGACUUCAAUCUGUGGACUGAUUGA